This is a messenger RNA of Magallana angulata, 2404 nucleotides long. RefSeq names its product cyclic nucleotide-gated channel rod photoreceptor subunit alpha-like. The coding region runs from base 90 to 2075 and encodes 661 amino acids. Gene Ontology annotation, biological process: monoatomic cation transmembrane transport. NCBI's taxonomy places the organism in Eukaryota, Metazoa, Mollusca, Bivalvia, Ostreida, Ostreidae. Gene Ontology annotation, cellular component: intracellular cyclic nucleotide activated cation channel complex; plasma membrane. The record is from RefSeq and is a predicted model, not a curated record. The transcript is spliced from 6 exons. Gene Ontology annotation, molecular function: intracellularly cGMP-activated cation channel activity; cGMP binding; protein-containing complex binding.
AAUGCAAGUACGUAGGGAAAAUAUAGACUAAGAAUGUGUAUGUUUUGUGCUAGUUCUUUAUUCAUUGUGAUAACUUGAAGCAUUUAUACAUGGUGAACAUGCCGCCAAAAAUAACCCCAGGCAAAAAUGACGCCGACAACGAAAAGAAAGAUGACAAAGGCAGCAAAGAUAACAAAGCUUUAGCUAAAAUUGCUGGACCAAAUAAAUGGAAUAAAGCAAUUAAAAAAGUGAAAAACACGAGAAGGGCGUCUGUAAGAAGGGGAAGUACUCAGGAAGAUGAUCCAUUCCUUCAGAGGUUUACCGUCACAGCUAGGGAAAUAGACGAUUAUCUGCAUGAUUUCAGUGAAAUUUUUACUUUGACGUUCUGGAAGAAGCUUGUGAUCAACCCUGCCAACCCCCCUUACUACUGGUGGUCCUUUAUUGUCACCUGUGCUGUCAUGUACAACCUCAUCAUUGUUAUCACGAGGGGCUGUUUCUAUGACAAACUGCAAGUGAGGGACAUUGUGCAUUAUUGGUUCAUUCCUGACUACCUGUUUGAUUUCAUCUACAUAUUUGACAUGUACAUGAUAAGCCGAGUAGGGUUCCUUGAACAAGGGCUGUUAUGCCGUAAUGUCAGAACCUUAACAAAACGGUAUUUGAAGUCAUGGAAAUUCAUCAUAGACCUUGUUUGCAUAUUUCCAUUUGAUAUUCUCUAUUUUUUUGUCGGCUAUAAUGCUUUUCUAAGAGUGAACAAAUGCCUCAAGGUCUGGAGGUUACGGGAGUUUUUCAAUCUAGCAGAAACCCAUACUAACUACCCAAAUCUUCUACGUGUGGCCAAUCUUAUUCUAAUCAUCAUCAUCAUUAUUCACUGGAAUUGUUGCCUGUACUUUGCCUUGAGUCGGUACCUGGGCUUUGGCAGUGAUGGAUGGACCUACCCUGAUGUAACUGAUCCCAACUUCUCCAGCUUCUGGAAGCAGUAUGUGUUCUGUUUCUACUGGUCCACUCUGACCUUGACCACUAUCGGUGACACUGCUUACCCAGAGAAGACAGUGUCUUUUAUCUAUUGCAUUACAUGCAGCUUGAUUGGAGUGUUGAUUUUUGCUACCAUUUUUGGAAAUGUUGGAGCUUUGAUCAAUGAGAUGGAUGCCGCACGUAAUGACUUUCAACACAAAGUAGACUCGGUGAAACGUUACAUGGAAGUCCGACAGGUGACCGGUCCAAUACAGGAGAGAGUAGUCAAAUGGUUUGAUUACACAUGGAACAAUAAAGAAUCUGUAGAUGACUCCAAAAACCUGGAACAUCUUCCAGAAAAAUUACGUGCAGAAAUAUGUAUCCAUGUUCAUCUAAAAACGCUCAGGCAAGUCAAAAUCUUCUCAGAUUGUGAGCCAGGAGUUUUGGUAGAACUUGUUUUAAAACUGAAACUUCAGGUUUUUAGUCCAGGUGAUUAUGUGUGCAGAAAAGGUGACAUUGGCAAAGAAAUGUACAUCAUCAAGAAAGGAAAACUAGAGGUGUGUUCAGAGGAUGGAAAAGUAGUUUUUGUAACCCUUGAGGAAGGGGCCACAUUUGGGGAAAUCAGCAUUCUUAAUCUUCCUGGUAACAAAACUGGAAAUAGACGGACAGCCAGUGUCCGCAGCGUGGGGUUUUCUGAUCUCUUCUGUUUGAGCAAGACUGAUCUACUUGAUGCCCUGAGAGAGUACCCUGAAGCUAGAAAGAGUCUGACUGAAAUUGGAAAGAACAUUUUAAGGAAGGACAAUUUACUGGAUGAGGAAGCAGCUCGACGUGAAGAACGACGGCAACAAAAUCUGGAUAAGAAGAUUGAACUCAUUGCAGAUGCUGUGGAUGACCUACAAAAAGUUGUAAAUAAACUGAUCGAUAAGGUAUCAACCAAGGAUACAGAAGGGACACCUGGCUCUCAUGAAACCACACUGCUAGUGACAGAAGAAAAGAAAUCCACCACCACUGAAGACAAAGGGGUGAAGCCCUCCGCAAAUAGCAAAAAGUCAAUGACAAAAGUACAUGGUAAGGACAGCAGCACAAAGGAAACUACAGAGGAGACAAAGAAAAGCAGUGCUAUUUUAGCAAAUGAAGACAAAUGAUCCUGAUACUCUAUAUUGUUUAAAGUUGACACUUGGCCAUGCUGAACAAAGAAGGAUGGCAAGAAUGACUGUCCUGAGUACAUGCUUAUCCCUGUAUGUGGUAGGAUCAAUGCAUCAAAGUGACAUUUUUACCUAACAUAGAAAUGAUAGAAAUGGAACACCCAACCCAGCCAUGACAGCCUGAAGAAGAAUUGAAUUAAUUCAUUUUUACAAUUGAUAUAUUCUCUUGUGAUCAUGACUUGUACAAAAUUACUGUUUAAGUAUUCAUGUUACACGUAGGAAGUAGUUUAUAUUAUUUUAAGUUUCAUAAUGGUUUUCAUCCCAGUCUG